This is a messenger RNA of Camelina sativa (false flax), 2128 nucleotides long. The record is from RefSeq and is a predicted model, not a curated record. NCBI's taxonomy places the organism in Eukaryota, Viridiplantae, Streptophyta, Magnoliopsida, Brassicales, Brassicaceae.
CCAAAAGAAACCUUAAAAAGCUGGCCGGUGAACUUCUUGAUAGCUCUCUCCCAUCAAAAAUCAAUUAUAAUCAUCCCCCUAAGAAAAAACCUGAAACACAAACACAAAACUGUACAAGUCACCAUCUCUCUCUGUCUCUCUUUCUCUCUCAUGUAUGUAAGAUAUGGUGAGAUAUGAAGAAACAGUUAGCUUUCCCUGAAACCCAUGAAGACAAUGACUCAACAUCACCACCAUCAUCAUCAUUCAUCAUCAUAAAUCCUCAUCUCUUUUUGGUUGUCCCUUCUUUGAACCACACCACUUGCUAAUAGCUAGUUGCUAGUUGCAACAGCCACCUACUUCUCAUUUUUCUAUAAGUUACCGUCUCCACUUAUAGUUUCAGCGCUUUAGGGUUGAGAAGAUUAAUUCCACCAGAAGAGCUAGCUAGGGCUUUCAGACAGCUCAGAAAUCUGAGUGUGAAACAUCAAGAACCAUCCUCUUCUUGACAAGACCCAUCACUGGUCUUACUUCAACAGUAAAGCUUGCUUGUUUCUGUGAAGUUUCAAAAAUAACACUCGGCUGCCAAACUUUGUCCGGUUACUGCCUUAUCUUUUCGUGGUUAUUGAUUUUUGAUAUGAAUGUGGUGUAGUAUUGUAAAGGAUCGAAAAAGAAUGAGUUCAACUGUUUCAAAUCCCCAAGGGGUUCUGCAACCUGAUGGUGGUUAUGGUGGUCAUGAAUCCAGAAGUAACAGCAAUUCUGGCUCUUUUGUGCGUCCGGAAUCAGAAUCUAAUGAAAACGAGGAAGCGGAGUUGGUUUCUGUGUCUUGGAACCAGGAUUCUAGUUGUUUUGCUGCUGGAACGAGUCAUGGUUUUCGUAUAUAUAACUGUGAGCCUUUCAAGGAAACUUUCAGGCGUGAGCUGAAGAAUGGAGGGUUUAAAAUUGUGGAGAUGCUUUUCCGAAGCAAUAUAUUGGCGCUUGUUGGUGGUGGACCUAACUCUCAGUACCCUUCAAACAAAGUACUGAUUUGGGAUGAUCAUCAGAGCCGCUGCAUCAGUGAAUUUGCAUUUCGGUCUGAGAUUCGUUCGGUGAAACUAAGAAGGGAUCGGAUCGUUGUUGUUCUUGAACAUAAGAUAUAUGUUUACAAUUUUAUGGACCUAAGACUUCUUCAUCAGAUUGAAACUCAAGCAAAUCCAAGAGGUUUAUGUUGCCUUUCUCAUCAUUCAAAUACAUCUGUGCUGGCUUGCCCUGGUCUUCAUCGAGGAGAGAUUCGAGUUGAACAUUUUGGGCUUAACAUGGUACAAAUCAUAAAUGCUCAUGAUUCCAGUAUUGCGUGCAUGACCUUGACGCUGGAUGGUUUGUUGCUCGCAACUGCCAGUACAAAGGGCACGCUGAUUAGAAUCUUCAAUACCAUGGACGGAACUCGUUUGCAAGAGGUGAGAAGAGGAGUGGACAGGGCAGAUAUCUAUAGCAUUGCACUUUCACCAAACGUGCAGUGGCUGGCAGUAUCAAGCGACAAGGGGACUGUUCACAUUUUCUCUCUUAGAGUUAGAGUAGUUGGGGAGGAUUCUCAUUCCACUGAAAAUGCUGCUCUCCUGACACAGCAAACUUAUUCUAAUUCUCUGCAAGGCCUUGUUUCUCCAACCACUGGUACCAAUCCUGGUUCGUCAUUAUCGUUUAUGAGAGGUGUUCUGCCAAAGUACUUCAGCUCGGAAUGGUCAUAUGCACAGUUCCAUGUAUCAGAAGUCACACAGUUCUUCGCAGCAUUUGGCAGUCACAACACGGUUGCUAUUAUCGGGAUGGAUGGAAGUUUCUACAGAUGCAGCUUUGAUCCGGUGAACGGGGGAGAGAUGGGACAGCUAGAGUAUUUCCACUUUCUAAAGACGGAUAACCGCACCCAAUAAGUCAGAUUCAUGCUCCAAUCACUCCUCUAAGCCUCUGUACAUAACCAUGUCUAUGUAAAUAGAUUUGGUGAGAACGCAUAAGAUUUGAUUCUUGCAUAUUGCUGUUUUGAGUGAAGGACAUGCAUAUUGAUUGGGAAUAUGUACAUAGAAAGAUUUUAUUCGCAACAGUUUGAUUCUAAACACUGUUAUGUAAAGUUUCUGAUAACACAAUAUAAGGAGUAAUAACAAUUGAAGAAAACAGCUUCAUCGAA